This is a messenger RNA of Coffea eugenioides, 3940 nucleotides long. RefSeq names its product RAB6A-GEF complex partner protein 1-like. Gene Ontology annotation, molecular function: protein binding. Gene Ontology annotation, biological process: retrograde transport, endosome to Golgi; intracellular protein transport. The transcript is spliced from 23 exons. Gene Ontology annotation, cellular component: Golgi membrane; Ric1-Rgp1 guanyl-nucleotide exchange factor complex; cytosol. NCBI's taxonomy places the organism in Eukaryota, Viridiplantae, Streptophyta, Magnoliopsida, Gentianales, Rubiaceae. The coding region runs from base 212 to 3601 and encodes 1129 amino acids. The record is from RefSeq and is a predicted model, not a curated record.
UCUCAGAUCCACUUUCUCCACCUGAGAAAAUAGUGGCGGUAGUAGUCUUCCUCCUCCAUCAGCGCCACCGCCGCAACAAAGCUAUGUGAUUCGGAUCUCCUCGUCCUCUCUCCCUCUUAAACCCUAAUUCCUCUUCUCCUAUUCUCAUCUUCUUUCCGCCAAUUUUGAGUCCCUACAUUCCACUCUAUCCACCCGCCUAUUUGGGGCAAAGAUGUAUAUGGCAUACGGAUGGCCGCAGGUGAUUCCAUUGGAACCAGGAUCAUGCCCUACUUCUUUCUCCGACCACAUUGUCUACUUCAAAGUCCUCAAUCGCUUAUUGCUCGUCGUCGCUCCUUCUCAUAUCGAACUCUGGUCUUCUUCUCAGCAUAGGGUGAGACUGGGAAAGUCCAAGAGAGGCGUGGAUUCGAUUCAGAAAGAAGGCGAGAAUUUGCGGGCAGUUUGGAGUCCGGAUGCCAAAUUGAUUGGCGUAAUUACAUCUUCUUUUUAUCUUCAUAUUUAUAAGAUCCAUUUCACGGACAAGAAAAUACAAAUUGGAGGAAAGCAGCCAUCUGGUUUAUUUCUUGCUACCAUUUCUUUACUUCUAAGUGAGCAGAUCCCUUUUGCAGACAAGAGUAUGACAUUGAGCAACAUUAUCUGUGAUAACAAACAUAUGCUUGUUGGACUUUCUGAUGGAUCAUUUUAUAAUAUAUCAUGGAAGGGAGAGUUCUGUGGGGUUGUUGAUCUUGACAUUCCAUUCUCUGAUGGAAGUGGAGCUGAUAAAUUGUCUCAUUCUUUGGACAAUGGUCUUCCUUCUAAUGGAGCACGAGGUGUUUCUCUGCCCAGGAAUUAUAUGAGGAAGAAGUCUGCUAUUGUGCACAUGGAGUUUUCCUUCUCACUGAGGUUACUGUUUUUGCUCUUUUGUGAUGGACAACUUGUGUCAUGUUCUGUAAGUAAGAAAGGAUUAAAGCAAGCUGAUUUAAUUAAAGUCGAAAAGAAGCUGGCAUCUGGUGAUGCUGUAUGUGCCUCAGUUGCUUCAGAGCAACAAAUUCUUGCUGUGGGUACAAAAAGGGGAGUUGUUGAGUUGUAUGACCUCACAGAUUCUGCUUCCCUUAUUCGUGCUGUUUCUUUAUAUGACUGGGGAUAUUGCGCAGAUGAUACUGGACCUGUCAGCUGUAUUGCCUGGACUCCUGAUAAUUCUGCUUUUGCAGUUGGGUGGAAAUUAAGAGGGCUUACAGUUUGGUCUGUUUCUGGAUGUCGGUUGAUGUCAACAAUUCGUCAAAUUGGUUUGAUCUCAGUGUCUUCUCCAGUUAUUAAGCCAAACCAGGAUUGUAAAUAUGAGCCUAUGAUUGGUGGCACCUCACAAAUGCACUGGGAUGAGUAUGGAUAUCGGCUUUAUGCUAUUGAGGAAAGAUCUUCAGAAAGAAUUAUUGCUUUUCCUUUUGGCAAAUGUUGUCUUAACAGAGGAGUAUCUGGAACAACUUAUGUUCGUCAAGUUAUUUAUGGGGAAGAUCGGCUGCUUAUUGUCCAGUCUGAAGAUACUGACGAACUUAAAAUCCUUCAUCUUAAACUUCCAGUUUCUUAUAUGGCGCAAAAUUGGCCUGUUUUACAUGUGGCUGCUAGCAAGGAUGGGAUGUACUUAGCAGUUGCUGGACUUCAUGGGUUAAUUUUAUAUGACAUACGACUAAAGCGGUGGCGAGUGUUUGGAGAUAUUACUCAGGAACAGAAGAUCCAGUGCAGAGGCUUGUUAUGGCUAGGGAAAAUUGUUGUGGUCUGCAACUACACAGAUUCCUCCAACAUAUAUGAAUUGCUUUUCUACCCAAGAUAUCACCUUGAUCAAAGUUCGUUACUUUGUCGGAAGCCAUUGCUUGCAAAGCCAAUGGUCAUGGAUGUCUACCAAGAUUAUCUACUUGUUACCUAUCGCCCCUUUGAUGUCCAUAUAUACCAUGUUAACCUGUCUGGAGAGUUGACACAUUCUAGUACCCCAGAUUUACAGCUUUCUACAGUACGUGAACUCUCAAUUAUGACUGCAAAGAGCCAUCCUGCUGCAAUGCAUUUUAUCCCAGAUCAACAUCCUAUAGAUUAUGUUUUGAGGAAGGAUUCCUCUUCAUCAGACCACUUGGCCAGAGAACCUGCUAGAUGCUUGAUAUUGAGAACAAAUGGGGAGCUUUCCUUGCUCGAUUUGGAUGAAGGGCGGGAAAGAGAACUCACUGACUCUGUGGAGUUGUUUUGGGUUACCUGUGGUCAGUCAGAGGAGAAAACAAAUUUAAUUGAAGAAGUUUCAUGGUUAGAUUAUGGCCACCGUGGAAUGCAGGUUUGGUAUCCUUCUCCUGGUGUGGACCCUUUUAAGCAGGAGGAUUUUUUGCAGUUGGACCCAGAGUUGGAAUUUGACCGUGAGGUAUAUCCUCUUGGUCUACUUCCCAAUGCUGGAGUUGUAGUUGGUGUAUCCCAGAGAAUGUCUUUUUCAGCAUGCACAGAGUUCCCAUGUUUUGAACCAUCUCCUCAAGCUCAAACCAUUUUGCAUUGCCUACUUCGGCAUCUUCUUCAGAGGAACAAGAGCGAAGAAGCUUUACGUUUGGCGCAAUUGUCAGCAGAGAAGCCACAUUUUUCUCAUUGCCUUGAAUGGCUUCUUUUUACAGUAUUUGAUGCGGAAAUAUCCAGGCAAGCCAGCAAAAACCACGCACCUGUUCCUAAUCAUGCUUCUACCUCCUCUCUUUUGGAGAAGACCUGCGAUCUCAUAAAGAACUUUCCAGAAUAUUUUGAUGUGGUUGUUAGUGUUGCUAGAAAAACUGAUGGCCGACAUUGGGCAGAUUUAUUCUCAGCUGCUGGGAGAUCGACAGAGUUAUUUGAGGAAUGCUUUCAGCGCAGAUGGUAUCGUACUGCAGCUUGCUAUAUUCUUGUUAUCGCUAAACUUGAAGGUCCUGCUGUCAGCCAGUACUGUGCAUUGCGUCUAUUGCAGGCAACGCUCGAUGAAUCUUUGUACGAACUUGCUGGGGAGCUGGUUAGGUUUCUCCUUAGAUCAGGGAGGGAAUAUGAACCUGCUAGCCCGGGUACAGAGAAACUCUCGCCUAGAUUCUUGGGUUACUUCCUUUUCCCAUCUAGUCAACAGCGGCAACAUUUGGAGUCAAAGAGCUCAUUUAAAGAGCAGAGUGCUCAUGUUGCUUCUGUUAAGAACAUUUUAGAAAGCCAUGCUAGCUACCUAAUGUCUGGGAAAGAGCUUUCAAAGCUUGUUGCAUUCAUCAAAGGCACACAGUUUGACCUAGUGGAAUUUCUUCAACGAGAAAGAUACGGGUGUGCUCGCUUAGAAAAUUUUGCUUCAGGGCUUGAAUUAAUUGGGCAGAAGCUUCAAAUGGGAACAUUACAGAGCCGGUUGGAUGCAGAAUUCCUUUUGGCACAUAUGUGCUCCGUAAAGUUCAAAGAGUGGAUUGUAGUCUUGGCUACACUUUUGAGGCGAUCCGAGGUUCUCUUUGAUUUGUUCCGCCAUGAUCUGCGGUUGUGGAAAGCUUAUAGCAUAACCCUACAGUCGCAUCCUGUAUUUUCUGAAUACCAUGAUUUGGUUGAAGCCUUGGAAGAAAGGCUUUCAUCUGGUUCAUAUUCUUCUAGUACAACUUCAGAUGAGAAAUGAGCUCUUUGGAUGCUUCGAAACCUUUUGCAACUGGUCAACCAUGUUGCUUCAAAUGAUGCAAAUGCAUGUGGCACUGCCUUCGAGUAAAACCUUGUUGGCCAAGAAAGUGACUGCCACCACCUACAAAUGAAAUGCCUUGUAUCGUGCUAUUGAGCUGUGUAAUGAGCAUCGUCAUGGAGUGAUGGAAUGAGACUGCGUCUCUCGAAAGUCAUUGUAAGUUUUACUUGUAAAUAAGCGAUACCAGGGUAGUAAAUUACCUCUUAGCAUUUUCCUUUCUUCAGAGCUUGUAUCAUUCUUCCCUGUGCUGGCUUUUGGGGUUUUCUAUUUUUUUAGGUUUUG